Molecule: messenger RNA, 741 nt
Organism: Triticum aestivum (bread wheat)
Lineage: Eukaryota; Viridiplantae; Streptophyta; Magnoliopsida; Poales; Poaceae
Product: protein LURP-one-related 11-like
Exons: 1
Coding region: 50-643 (197 amino acids)
Source: RefSeq, a predicted model, not a curated record
CGCAACAGCAGCAGAGCAGAGCAGAGAAAUCUUCUUCGAACGCUCUCCAAUGGCCAAGAUCCAGCCUCUUCCUGCCGCGGCCUCUUCUUCUCCCUGCUCCGGAGACCAGGAGGGCAGGCAGGCGUACACGGUGUGGAUGAAGUCGCUGAUCUUCAACGGCAACGGCUGCGCGGUGUACGGCCCCGACGGCGCCGUCGCCUUCCGCGUCGACAACUACGGCUGCAGGGGCGGCCGCGAGGUCUUCUUCAUGGACCGUGAGGGGAACUCCCUCAUCAGGAUCAGGCGCAAGGGCUUCGGCAUGUUCAGGAGGUGGGAGGUCUGCCGGUGCGCCCACAACGGCGGCAAGGAGGAGGAGGCCACUCCGUGGUUCAGCGUGCGGCGGGCCGAGAAGGGCGGGGCCGCCGUGGCGAUGCACGGCGGCGCGGGGACGUGCUACACAAUCGACGGGUGCUCUGGCAGCAAGUGGGAGUACAGAGUACGCGGCGUGGAUGGCGCGGUGGUGGCGGAGGUCGCACGGAAGCAGACGCCGGCGGGGGUGGUGCUGGGGGACGACGUGCUGACGCUGACGGUGGCGCCGGAGGUGGAGCACCUGCUAGCUUUGGGUUUGGUCGUGGUGCGUGGCCUCAUGAACCGCUCCAUGUGAUGGAUGCAUGCAUAUGCAUGGAGCGGCAAUCUUCUUCCGUUUUCAUGCGGUUUCAUGUCCAAACUACGAAGUUCCAUGUAGCUGAGCCAGAAAGUUUU